Aspergillus aculeatus ATCC 16872 is the source of this 1386-nucleotide messenger RNA. RefSeq names its product cation diffusion facilitator family transporter. The transcript is spliced from 9 exons. Gene Ontology annotation, molecular function: zinc ion transmembrane transporter activity. NCBI's taxonomy places the organism in Eukaryota, Fungi, Ascomycota, Eurotiomycetes, Eurotiales, Aspergillaceae. Gene Ontology annotation, biological process: intracellular zinc ion homeostasis; zinc ion transmembrane transport. Gene Ontology annotation, cellular component: membrane. The coding region runs from base 44 to 1144 and encodes 366 amino acids. The record is from RefSeq and is a predicted model, not a curated record.
UCCCUCUCUACCUGACCAGUAUAGGCCAAACUUGAACUCAGCCAUGGCGUUACACUUGACUCAGUCCCGGCGUUUGCAGCUGGUGAUACUGAUUUCCCUGUCUUUCUUCAUUGCAGAAAUCUCUGUUGGAUUCUACACACGUUCUCUUGCCGUCGUUGCAGACGCCUUCCAUUAUUUGAAUGAUAUGAUCGGAUUCAUUGUCGCAUUCACUGCUCUGAAGAUCUCAGCGAAGACAGAUUCACCCCAGGACCUAUCCUUUGGCUGGCAGCGGUCUCGGCUCCUCGGUGCGUUCUUCAACGGCGUCUUCCUUCUCGCACUCGGGAUCAGUAUCUUCCUCCAGUCCAUCGAGCGCUUUGUCUCCAUUCAAGUCGUGGAACAGCCCAAGCUGGUGCUUAUCAUCGGCUGCGUGGGUCUCGGUCUCAAUCUCAUUAGUGCCUCCUUCCUUCACGAACACGAUCAUUCACACGGCGAAGUCCUCGGAGGAACGGAACUCCGAACGAAUGCAGAAAGCGGCACAGAGCAGGUUUUCGCCCUACACGACAACCAUCGUCACAACAAUCUCCAACUAUCCAAAAAGGGCUACGACCUUGGCAUGCUCGGGGUCCUGGUCCAUGUGCUGGGUGACGCCGCCAACAAUGUCGGAGUUAUCAUCUCGGCUUUGGUAAUCUGGCUUACCACGGGCCCGGCUCGCUACUACGCAGACCCAGCUGUUAGCAUGGCUAUCGCCAUCGUCAUCCUCACAACAUCCGUACCAUUAGUGCGAAGCUCGGGCAAAAUCCUUCUUGAAAGUGUUCCCAGCGGGAUCAACCUUGACGACAUCAGACAUGAUCUCGAGACGAUCCCGGGCGUUCUCUCUGUCCACGAACUGCACGUUUGGCGACUGAACCAAGAGAAGGCCUUGGCAUCGGUCCAUGUUGCGAUCGCGAAAGAGACCGUGUCCGAGUUCGUGCAGAUCGCCAAGACCAUGAGCGAUUGCUUCCACAGCUAUGGAGUCCACUCGGUGACCGUGCAGCCCGAGCUGGGGUCGACGGACUCCGUGCCUGCCGCGUCAAUGGGAACGGCUGGCUAUCGGGGCGAUGGGUCCCAGCUGUGCCAGGUCAAGUGUGGGACUACGUCCUGUGAACUGCUGACUUGCUGUGGCUAGGUCCGAGGGCUCUCUGGCACCAUGGACCGCGUUGACAUAUCGUCCGCCGGAGGGUAGUCAUCACGAACAGCGGUACGUAAGUACGGCAGUACCGCUAGACCGCUUGCGCUUAUUAUGGCUGAUUUCGAAUUCGUUUGUUGACUUGCACUUCCCUGUUCGAACUGUUUCUCCUCUCCCUGUAUAUAGAUUAAUAUGACCCAUACACUCCCUGCCACCCCUACCUUUCUGCUUCUCUGCUUCUC